This is a messenger RNA of Dissoconium aciculare CBS 342.82, 1504 nucleotides long. RefSeq lists its product as uncharacterized. NCBI's taxonomy places the organism in Eukaryota, Fungi, Ascomycota, Dothideomycetes, Mycosphaerellales, Dissoconiaceae. The coding region runs from base 59 to 1027 and encodes 322 amino acids. The transcript has a single exon. The record is from RefSeq and is a predicted model, not a curated record.
GGAGUUCUUCAUAGUUGCCAACACCCUUGGCUAAUAUCUCCUAUACGCAGCUGCAAUCAUGCCACCACGAAGGGGUCGAGGGCCGCUCACAUUCCCACCACUGGUAUCACAUUCAGACAAGACAAAAUAUUUAUCACCUUCCGAAGCGCAGCCGCUUGUCGCAAAGUACGUCGCAAGGUCUCUCAAGCAUGCAUACUGCCACCCAGACUCUCUUCUGGAACCGGACGGCGUGCAAUAUGGUCCCAAAAGUGGUCGGUCGGGCGGAUUGGUCAUGCACUAUCUCAAAAGAGUCGAGGCUGGAUUACGAGGCGAGCAUCUGCCAGUAGAAAGCCUCGAAGAGCUCAAAGCACGAUUUGGCGAUGAUAUCGUCACUGGCUCAGUACCACAGAGCGAUGAUAGGCGACUCGACGAAACAAUCCGAAAAAAGGACGCAGCGGGCAAUCUCAAGCGCAAGCGCGGCACCGGCGAGGUCCUAGCUUGGGCUGAGAACAGCUCACAUCCGGGCGUACCGCCUAGCUCUUCAGCUGAAGAUUUUGGCGAUUUACAACCGAAGGAGCAAUGGGAGCAGGAGCAGGAGGAAUGGAUUGGCGAAGUCGGUGACCGCGAGGGAGCACCAAUGUCGGACCCGAACGGCAAGGUACCACACGUCGUGCAGCAUGACCACAAUGGCAAUGUGAAGGUUCCGCAAGGCCAAAGGUCAGAUGCGAGUAGGGCGGCGAGAAAUGCGGCGAAGAAGCUGAAGAAGAAAGAAGAGAAACGGCAUCGUGAAGAGGCGCGACGCGCAGCAGGUGAUUCAGGAGACAGGGCAGCGAAGAAGUCUCGAGGAGACAACCAACAGGCAAGUCCGGAGGACAUCAGUGCGCCAAUUGCCAUCGCACAAGACGAGCGAAUGGCUGAUGUCACGAUUGUGGGAAAAGAAGCCGACAAGGACGCGUUGAAAAAGGAGAAGAAAUUGCAGAAAUUGGAAAAGCGCGGCAAGAAGAAGCAGAGCAAGGGUGUCGUCAAUAAGGAAGAUGGUGAUGAUUGAACGACUGGGCCAUUCCACUCGUUAGAGAUGGUUAGACACGACGGAAAAUAAUUCGUCAAAGCUGGAACACAGGGGAGACGACAUCUUGAGAACACCUGCAUCGCAAGGUCCAGCAUGCUCUUGCGAGCCAAAACCACACCGAUCAGAACAGGAGCAUCGCAUAUCAAGUCUGGGAUUGGCAACAUCGGGAACACAUUCUACUCUCAUAUGUGCCUGCUACAGUACAUCUUGUAUGCCUCGAUUCUAGAGGUCUUUCUUCGGCGCGUCCGAGUCCUCUUUAGAGGAAGGCUUUGCGACCGAUACCUUCUUCUCGCUCGUCCAGCCAACGGCCUUCAAGCGCUCGGUCAGGAUUGGAUGUGAGUAAUGGUACGAGGAGUACAUCCAGUCAGCAUCCAUGGAGGACAAAUUCUGGAUCUGGAGCUUGAUGAGCGAUUGCGCGAGCUCUGCUGCGUAGCCCAAUUUGAGGGAGAAGGCAUC